Messenger RNA from Acaulospora morrowiae, 340 nucleotides. The record is from the annotation of a GenBank genome assembly. Lineage: Eukaryota; Fungi; Glomeromycota; Glomeromycetes; Diversisporales; Acaulosporaceae.
UUCCAUCUACUGGUAUUUACCAGUAUAUAACAAGUAAUCCUAACAAUGUUCUCGAAAAUAAAAUAUUAUUUAUCGAUGGGACAACAGAUGAAAAGAUAACUUUCGGUGAAUUCAAAAGUAAAACAAAGAGAUUUGCCGCGGGACUACAGGAUAAAGCUGGAUUUAAACGAGGGAAUGUUUUGGCGAUCGUUUCGCCUAAUCAGGUUGAUUACUGUGUGAUAGUAUUUGGUGUAAUCGCUGCUGGUGGCAAAGUUGUUCCUGUGAAUCCGAAAUAUAGUAUCCCUGAAUUGACAUAUCAAUUAUCCGCCUCUGGAGCCUCUAUAAUAAUUUCCCACCCUUC